AUGAAUGAGUUGAGCUCUGAAGUUAAAGAAUUAACACCUUCUAGAAGAAUUAAAAAACCUUUAUAUGCUACUGUUGCUAGUUGGGUAAAAAGAGCAUGGGAUAAUAUUAAUAUUGAUUUGAUUAAAAAAUCAUUUAAAUGUUGUAGUGAAGAUAAUUUAAUAUUUGAUUAUGAUAUAUUAAAAAAUAAAACGAAAAAAGCUAGGCAAACAAUUUAUAUUGAUGAAGAAGAAGAAAGUCAAAGUGAAGAAGUCAAUGAUGAUAAUAUAAAAUUUGAUGAUAUAAAUGAAUUUACUGAAUAA
Molecule: messenger RNA, 300 nt
Organism: Funneliformis mosseae
Lineage: Eukaryota; Fungi; Glomeromycota; Glomeromycetes; Glomerales; Glomeraceae
Source: the annotation of a GenBank genome assembly